AUGCCUUCUUCGCCCGCUCGCCGCCAGGAACAACGUUUACAAAGUCACGAAAACGGAGCUCGGUUCCGGCCAAACCCGUUUCUGGCGUAUCGCCAAGCGAUUGCCGCCAUGACCCCCGGGCCGGCAGACCAGCAAACAAUAUCGAUAAGGGCCGCCGAGAUGUGGCACGCCGCCUCCAACGAAGAGCGAGCCCUUUAUGACGUUCAUGCAGAGUUUAGAGCGGAGAUUCUAAACUCUUCCUACCACUGCCCACAAAAUCUGGGUAAAAACAGUGGGCUGGUAAUGCUGACGGAGUGGCAGGGAGACAAUUUCUUCAUGGUGAAGAUUCUGCCCAGACAGGAAGAAAGCGGCUCGUCGGGCAAUGGGCAAUAA
This is a messenger RNA of Paraglomus occultum, 372 nucleotides long. The record is from the annotation of a GenBank genome assembly. Lineage: Eukaryota; Fungi; Glomeromycota; Glomeromycetes; Paraglomerales; Paraglomeraceae.